Hylaeus volcanicus is the source of this 576-nucleotide messenger RNA. Its product is annotated as cuticle protein 7-like. Gene Ontology annotation, cellular component: extracellular matrix. Lineage: Eukaryota; Metazoa; Arthropoda; Insecta; Hymenoptera; Colletidae. The record is from RefSeq and is a predicted model, not a curated record. The transcript has 3 exons. Bases 157 to 576 code for a protein of 139 amino acids.
GGCACAUGGCGGCCCUUUUUUCGCCACCGCGACGUUAAGUAACAGCGUCGAUGCGAAAUUCCGUCUACCAAAAACAACGAAUGUUCGCAGGUAUAUAAACGCCUACGAUCGUAUGUCCAAGUAUCACUCGAUCACGAUCCCGUGGACACUGGCAUUAUGGUAACGAAGGUCGUUUUAGUUUCCUUGGUCGCCCUCGCGGCAGUGCAGAGCGGAUCGGCAGGACACGCUCACAGCUUCGCCCAUUUCCAUGGUCCCGUGGAAGGGCCACACCACGAAGUCUCCUGGCACGGACAUCAUGGACAUCACGUUGACUACGUGGCUCACCCCAAGUACGACUUCUCCUACGGAGUCGAGGAUCAUCACACCGGCGACUACCACGGUCAGAAGGAGCACAGGGAUGGCAAGAACGUGGUCGGUGAAUACUCCCUCAAAGAACCAGGUGGCAACGUCAGGGUGGUUAAAUACCAUGCCGACCCCCAUGGAGGAUUUUUCGCUCACGUACACAAUUCCAACGGUAACAAUCACGAGGGUGGUACAUACGGAGGACACGGAGAACACGGAUAUGGACAUUACUAA